This is a messenger RNA of Baudoinia panamericana UAMH 10762, 678 nucleotides long. RefSeq lists its product as uncharacterized. The transcript has a single exon. The record is from RefSeq and is a predicted model, not a curated record. Lineage: Eukaryota; Fungi; Ascomycota; Dothideomycetes; Mycosphaerellales; Teratosphaeriaceae. Bases 1 to 678 code for a protein of 225 amino acids.
AUGGAGGCCAACUUCGGCGCGUUGACGGACGAUUUCGAGGACCUCUUCACUUGCCACACUGCUCUACCGUUUCAAGAUUAUCCUAGCGAGUUCGAAGAUGUCUUCGCCAACACCGCGUCAAGCACCUUCGACCUUUUCCACCUCCCACCCGAACUCUGGCUACGCAUCUGCCAUUUCGCCGUAUUGGCUCCCGGCCCCAUCAACUUGAGCAGCCACGACACAAGCACCGAGAACGCGUUGGUAGUGCAGCAACCAGCCGUGACGCGAACAUGCCGUCUUCUCCGGAAGGAAGCUCUUCCCAUGUUCUACCGCCUCAACAAGUUCGAAGCGCGAUGGCUUUGCCAUCAUGAGUGCCCUCGUAACUGGCUUCUCGCAAUUGGGCGUCAUAGGUUGGAGAUGAUGAGCACCUUAACGAUGUACACCGCUCAAGCCGCUGAGGCGUGGAGAGGCGGCUUCGAGCGCAUGGGGAUUCCUGUUGACAUCAAGGUGGAGUCACACCAAGUAUGGAACUGGUGCCCAUGGCAUCGCCGGAAGCGUAGGGUACCGACCUUGACUAUUAGCUUUCUGAGCGAGGACAAAGUUGAAAGCGAGUCCACAGCCGAAGACAGCGACGAUGGUGGUCUGAGCUUGUUCGACCAGUCGAUGGAGGCGUAUCGUGACGCAAGCGCAGAGGAUUAG